UUCAAACAACCACCCCACCAAACACUAUCAAACAUGCCCCGUGACGGAUCUGGAGCUGGCGACAACGCCAUUGAGGCUGGCCACAACAUCACCCACGGUGAUGCUGGCGGUGCCGCAUCCACCGGUGUCGACCGCAGCAACAAGGCUGCCCCCAUGCCCGAAAUCGAGAAGGGUGACAGCAUCGAGGGCAUGAACGCCUCCGGCGGCGGUCUCUCUGGUGCCACCCUCACCUCGACUGGCCAGGGCGGUAACAAGGAGCCCUUCGUCGAGAAGGAGGCCGAGAAGCACGCAUAAGCUACUCGCUUUCGACACAAAUCUCGAAACACGACCUGAAGACCGAAAUACCAUUGCCAUCCUACGUCAAUGUUGGCUUGGAGGAAUUCAUGUUUACGACCAACGCUUGGAGAAAUCUAGCUGUGGAACACGGGGCCUGGCAAGAGCCAUGAUCCUUUGAGGAAGGAAUGCUGCUGUGAAGGUGGCUACCUUAUGUAAUCGAGAUACGACUUUAACGAAGGACUUCAAACCAC
Aureobasidium subglaciale EXF-2481 is the source of this 527-nucleotide messenger RNA. RefSeq lists its product as uncharacterized. The coding region runs from base 34 to 294 and encodes 86 amino acids. NCBI's taxonomy places the organism in Eukaryota, Fungi, Ascomycota, Dothideomycetes, Dothideales, Saccotheciaceae. The record is from RefSeq and is a predicted model, not a curated record. The transcript is spliced from 2 exons.